AUGAAAAUUUCAUCUUUUUUGACGAUUCUUGAAAGCUCAGGCCGGGCCGAUUUCCUCGACUUUUUCAGAGAAAGCGACGUUUUUGCCUACCAGGUCGGUGAAUCUUUUGAUAAGCAGGGUCUUGGCAGAAGAUUUCAGCAAAAGUACGACCAAGUGAAAAAGAUCUUGGGAUUCUACCAAAGUGGUGGUAGUUGCAAUUCCGGAAUUACAAGCCCAACUUUCGAACCAGUCACUUUCGACAUUGCUUUCAACGAAAAGGCCAGCCCAUCAUCGAACAUUGAAGCUCUUGUCGCUCGUCUUGAGCUAUGGAUUCAGUCCUACGCAUGUGUUGACGAUUCUAGCGCUGAAGCAUACGAAGCAAUUCAAAAAGCCCUGGAUGAAAUGUCAACCAUCGCCCGGAAGAACAUGAACCGUGACCAAGAAAUUUCUUUUCAUGUCUCUGAUGAAAAGAUGACUUACGAUCAAGCACGGGCCUACUGCUUCUUGAAAGACAUGUGGCUAGCUAACUAUGAGAGCGGCAUUGCAAAGAGCAUGAUGAUCAACAACGUUGACUACUCAUGGCUAUACUUCCCGAAUAAAACGGUGUGCUAUGUGCAACAGUCGCUCGCUGGACAUACUGCGUGGAGUGUUCAACAGGAAGACUGUAAUCACAAACACCAUGCAAUCUGCCAAGCUGGCCAAAUCGCAACAAAGUCGUGCCUCUCCUUCGAAACUUCUCCUUAUACAACAUCAAAGCAAAAGGACGCUCAGAACUAUUGUCUGUCAAUUGGUGGCAAUCUCCCCUUUUUCAAUGACAAAAAAGAGCUUCAACUUUGGCAAGAUCGACCCGGAGCGACGCGAGAGUGGCUAGGAAUCGUUCGAAACGACACGUUUGAAAGUGGCUGGGCGACCGUAACUGGUGAGCCGGCAACCAUUUUCUCAUGGUACAAGAACCAGCCGAGCACGCCUAGCCAAAAAUGUGCAACUACAAUGUAUGGCUUUCCAGAUAAGUGGAACGAUGUCGAGUGCACUUGGGCUGACGAGAUGUUUCGCUGUCGAAUUGACUCAACUGUUAACGUCUGGGAAGACUGUCCGGAAAUAUGGCCUACAACCACCACGACAACGACCACGUCUACCACGACUACCACGACAACAACGACAACCACGACAACCACGACAACCACGACAACCACUACAACAACGACAACUUUGGCAUCGCCAAAAAAAUGUGUCCAAUUCCUCGACAUGGGAACUGACAAGGUCUCUUACGACACGGCCAUUGACGCCGCCCAGCCUCAAACCCGUUACACAAAUGGAAUGACAGAUCGUGUGCUCCUGAUCAAAUGUUUGCCUAUUCUUGCAGAGUGGAAAGAACCAUUCUUGGGUCAGAGCAGUGCGACGAUUCUGAGCUUGAAUCACCGCUAA
Oikopleura dioica is the source of this 1404-nucleotide messenger RNA. The record is from the annotation of a GenBank genome assembly. NCBI's taxonomy places the organism in Eukaryota, Metazoa, Chordata, Appendicularia, Copelata, Oikopleuridae.